Messenger RNA from Nasonia vitripennis (jewel wasp), 879 nucleotides. RefSeq lists its product as uncharacterized. The transcript has 3 exons. The coding region runs from base 1 to 732 and encodes 243 amino acids. Lineage: Eukaryota; Metazoa; Arthropoda; Insecta; Hymenoptera; Pteromalidae. The record is from RefSeq and is a predicted model, not a curated record.
AUGAUAAGGUGGUGGAAAAUAAAUACACUAUUAAUCUCUAACAACUCUCUUUCAAGCGAGCGCCCUGGAACUAGAGUUCCCUUUCCACUCUCUCUCACUCAUACAUCACGCGCUCACACGAACACCGCUGACUCGUGCACUAGCACAAAUGUACUUAUACUUAACAAAUAUCCUAAUUUUUAUGAUCAUGUGAUAUUCAUUAAUUUUCAUCAUAUUCAUUUUUAUAUCCUUUUUUUAGAUCCAGUUGAUAAUGAACAUAACAUAGAUCCACCUGCUCCUGUUAUAGAACCUGCAAUCACUGAUCCACCGGCUCCGGUUAUAGAACCUGGAGUCAUAGAUCCACCGGCUCCUGUUAUAGAACCUGCAGUAAUAGUCCAACAAAUUCCCCAAAUUGAUCCAUUGCCUGCAGACCCGCCUCAUCAGGAAGAUCCAGACGAUUCCAAUCCAGGCUCUCCAUUGCAUCCCGAGGCUGUUUAUAUAUCAGUCCGUGCUGAUGUACAUAGAGCGGAUCAGGAAGAGACAGCCACGGUUGAUCCACUGGAAGACGAAACUGCAAGAAAAGCUGGCACCAAGAAACCGAAAAAAUUGAUUGAUCCACCUGUGAUGGAGCAACCAAUUCCUCAAUUGCCAAGAUCUCGUGAAGAGGAAGAUGGAUUCGGUAAUGAGGAUAGGUUGAUUGUUGGAAAUCGUUUUGCAGGUGUUGUAGGCCAAGCUGCAGAGGGACUUGGUUGAAGGGCGCGAGAGCGACAACACGUGUCUCGAGCGAGACUGAUAGUUACGAUAGUUUUGAGUGGGAAGAAGGUGAGAAAAAAUAAAAAGCAAGCAAAAAAGGAGGAAAGAUAAAGUGUAAGAAGAAGUGUGUGAAAGAAGCAAGAAGAA